CCGCCCGGCCCCAAGAUGGCGCCCUAAGGCGGGAGGCGUCCGCUUCCUAUCGAGCCGGUCGCCGCACACACUUCCGGAGGGGACUGGGCCAAUUUCGAGGGAGGGAAAGGGAUUCUCUUAAUAGCGACGGAGAGGAGGAAGGAGCAGCCAUAACAAAGCCAUGUUUUGGCUUGAAACGCACCUGCAAUCUGCUGGUUCCCAGGAUCGCUGACCAAUUGUCAAUGGUAACCUCUGAACGCACCUUGUGAAGAAAACCCUAUGGGAGCUUUGCCAUAGGGAUGCCUUUGGACUGAAAUGAAGGCUCACUGCACUGGAAAGAAUGAGGAAUAAGUAGGAGAAAGACAUAUUUCAAGCGACAUCCUUGGAGGAAAGUGAGGCAUGUGCCGUUAAAAGAGGGUUUGGGGAAAGACACCAGAAGGCUACGGCAGUGUGAAGGCUGAGAAGAGGAAAUCCUGUGAUGUUCACAGAGUUCAUAUCUGUGAACUUUUGGCAUAAUAUUUGAACCAUAAAUUAAAAAGAAUGGAAAAUCUCCAUCCCUGUUCCACAUCACGUACAGGGGAGAAGCUGCAUAAGUGUAUGGACUAUGGGAAACAUCAACACACUCAUACAGGAGAGAAGCCAUAUAUAUGCAUGGAAUGUGGAAAGAGCUUCAGUCGGAGUGGAGAUCUGUGUUGUCAUCAAAGGCCCCACACAGGGGAGAAGCCGUAUCAAUGUGUGGAAUGUGGAAAGAGCUUCGGUUUGAGUGCAGUUUUGUGUUCCCAUCAAAGGACCCACACAGGGGAGAAGCCACAUCAAUACAUAGAAUGUGGAAAGAGUUUCAAUUGGAGUGGAUACUUGUGUUCCCACCAAAGGACCCACACAGGGGAAGACCCGUAUGAAUGCAUGAAAUAUGGAAAGAGCUUCAAUUUGAGUGGACACCUGCAUUCCCACCAAAGGUGUGACACAGGAGAGAAGCCUCAUCAAUGCAUGGAAUGUGGAAAGAGCUUCAGUUUGAAGGUAAACCUGCGUUCCCAUCAAAGGACCCACACAGGGGAGAAGCCAUAUCAGUGCAUGGAAUGUGGAAAGAGCUUCAGUCAGAGUGGACACCUGCAUUGCCAUCUAAGGUCCCACACAGGAGAGAAGCCAUAUCAAUGCAUGGAAUGUGGAAAGAGAUUCAGUCUCAGUGGACAUCUGCGUUCCCAUCAAAGGACCCACACAGGGGAGAAGCCACAUCAAUGCAUGGAAUGUGGGAAGACCUUCAGUCAGAGUGGACACCUUAGUUCGCAUCUAAGGUCCCACACAGGGGAAAAGCCGUAUCAGUGCAUGGAAUGUGGGAAGAGCUUUAGUCAGAGUGGACACCUUAGUUCGCAUCUAAGGUCCCACACAGGGGAAAAGCCGUAUCAGUGCAUGGAAUGUGGAAAGAGCUUCAGUCACAGCGGACAUUUGCAUUCCCAUCAAUGGACCCACACAGGGGAGAAGCCACAUCAAUGCAUGGAAUGUGGAAAGAGCUUCAGUCACAGUCGAGAUCUGCUUCGUCAUCAAAGGACCCACACAGGGGAGAAGCCACAUCAAUGCAUAGAAUGUGGAAAGAGCUUCAGUGACGGUGGAACUCUGUAUCGCCAUCAAAGGACCCACACAGGGGAGAAGCCACAUCAAUGCAUGGAAUGUGGAAAGGGCUUCAGUCAGUGUUCACAUCUGCGUUCUCAUCAAAGGACCCACAAACGCCUAGAGGAAGAGACCUGCCUUUGAGUUUCCUAGUCCUGCUAAAAAAAAUCUCCCAGACAAGGGUCCCAUCCCCCUAAAGGCAGGCAAAAAAUGGAAGAAAAGAAGCAAAGAGGAAGUCUGCCACCUUAGUCUCUAUCUGUCAUGGACCAUAUUCUGUGUGGCCUGACUCUAUUGCUGCUGGGGGCAGGUCUCCCACAGAGGAAGACUCUUCUCAGUAUUGCAGCCAUUUGUGAAGGGGUUAACCUGACUUCUUCCUCCUCAGGGAAAGUAUCAUAGACUUCUGGGAUGAUCUGUGAAAACUUCCUGAAAUGAGGACCUGAGUUCUUAUGAUAAAAGGGUUCUGGAAAAGACUAGCUCUUUGGGAGUAGAUAUCAGCAUACCUCUGGACUGUUGUCCUGGAUCUUGAAUCCACUGCCUCGGUUUCAUUUCUGGACUCUGGCCGUGCUCCUGUAACCCUGAUUUGGACUCUGUUGUAUCCUGAAUCAUUGACUCUUAAGUUCUGGACUGACUUCUUGGCUUGAUUUAUGGACUUCGGUUUGGAUAUCUGCCUAUCCGGCUUGACUUUUGAACUCUGACUUUGAUUUGUAUUCUUGCAUUCUUAGUUGUUAUAUUAUGAACUCUGAUGAAUGAACUCCUGGCACCUGACAGUUGGACUGUAACCUUGGCUGUUGCUUAUUCUUGUUCCUUAUCUAUCUCCAUAGUACUUGGCUUGUCUGCAUUAACUGGACUCUUAACCUCGCUUUGUAUGCUGUCAUUGUAUGUUCUUUUGGUCAUGGGUGGUCUGUGUGCUAGGUCUGGUCCAGGUCCGUCAUUCGUGGGGGUUGCAGUGGUCAGUGGGAGGUGAAUUGGGUGAAGGUACUGAAUAUCCCAUUGUCUGUGGUCCACCCUCCCCCAAACCGCACCAGGUUGUGAAGUGGGUCAUGGGUCUGUGUGGCAAGUUUGGUCCUGGUCCGUGGGGGUCGCAGUGGACUGUGGGAGGCAAAUCAGGUGAAGGUACUGCAUCUCCGUGGUCUGUCUUCCCCCAAAAUGCACCAGGACGUAAAGUGGGUCAUAGCGGUCUGUGUGGCAAGUUUGGUCCAGGUCCAUCAUUGUUUGGGGUCACAGGGGUCUCUGGAACUGCAAAUCCCAUCAUCCAUGGCAAGUAUGGUCUAGAUCCAUCAUUGGUUGGGUUCACAUCUAAGAAUGCCCCCUGCAAUGCUCCUUAGGAAGUCAUUCUUUAAUUUUCGUACACUCACCCAAUUUGUAGCCUUUUCCCAAGAUAGGAAGUGACCCCCAACCACUUCCUGUUUGCUAAAAUGGCCCACAUUGGCCAAGAACCACUCUCCUUGCAAGGUCAUUCAUUUAUUCCUCAUUUUAAAGUCUUUUUCAAAACAGGAAGUGGUCUGGAGUCAUUCCUGUUUUCUAAAAAUGGUCCAAAUUGGUAAAAAGUCAUCCAAAAAUGCCCCCUUUCCACAUUCCUUAGGAAGUCUUUCUUCGAAAUUGCCCAAACUGGCCACGGGCAAUUCAAAAAUGCCCCCAGGGUCUUUAGGAGGUCAUUCGUCAAUUUCCUUAAAAUUGCCCAAAUUUCAGGCUUUUUCCAAGGAAGGAAAUGGUCAAAGGCGGUCCAAAAAUGCCCCCUUCCCACAUUCCUUGGGAAGUUUUUCUUCAAUUCCUCAGGAUAGCUGACAAUUGUAGGAAGUGACCAAGGACUUUUUCCUGUUUGAGAAAAACCACCCAAAUUGGCCAAAGGUCACACCCUUUAGCAGGUAGUUCCGCAAUUCACCCAAUUUUAGACUUUUCCCCAAAACAGGAAGUGACCUGGAUCCACUUUCUGUUUGCUCAAAAUCCUUACCUUUGGUACUGAAGGCUGAGGUCUUGAGAGAGUGCAACGGCGUCAAUUGAAUCUGGGCCGAAGGGCUCCUGGGGAUUAAAAUAUAUGUAUAUAAAUAUAAAUUUAUUGGGGUGAAAAUAUAUAUAAUAUGCAUAUUAUAUUAAAGUAUUAAGUUAAAAUAGAUUAAAUUAUAAUAAAUACUAGCUUUGGAACCUGGAGGUGCCUGGGUUAUUUGAGAAAGACAUUGUUUGUUUUUGGAUGUGAGGUAAUAUAACUUACCACUAUUUAUAAGAAAA
Molecule: messenger RNA, 3810 nt
Organism: Anolis sagrei ordinatus
Lineage: Eukaryota; Metazoa; Chordata; Lepidosauria; Squamata; Anolidae
Source: RefSeq, a predicted model, not a curated record